AUGAAUUCACUGUAUGAUUUAGAUCCUAAAUGGCGUAAACUUCUUUCAACCAACAAUUUCCUGGGUGGUUUAACUGUUAAUGAGUUCGUGGAAGAGUUGAGUAAAGACCAUUCACUAAGAAGUGGUGAUCCAAAUUCAAGCGGUACCUUUGAAAAACUGAAUCCUAAGCCCUAUAUUCGUACCUUUGAAUCUAUUCUUAAGGAAUUGCAUUCCCUUAGUGAACAAUCUUCUGGUAGAAAGGCCCAAUUAGUAGAGCAAGUAUCAGCCCAGGAAUUACAACAUGCAGAAAAUGUUAUACAACUUUCCCAGGAACUUAAAAAGACCAUGCAAAACUAUGAAAGAUUAGAUAAUCAAUUGACCAAUGUGACACAAGUGGUUUCACCAUUAGGUGAAAAAUUAGAAGUUGCCAUUAGAAGAAAAAAGGCGUACAUUAAAUCGGUUGAAUUAAUUUCCCACUACAAUGCCUUUUAUGCAACUGGUGCAUCAAAUUUCUUGGAGGACUUGAGAACUUCUCCCAAUUUUCAAAAGAAGAGACAAGCAGCUUUACUAGUUAAAAACCUUUUAUCUUUAGCUCGUAAAGUGGAUACUAGUUCGAUCCCAAGAACUACAGAAACUGCAUCCACAAUUGAGAAAUAUUCAGAACUUUUGGAAACGGAUCUUUUGGAGGCCUUUAACAAUGCUUAUCGUGUGAACAAUUUCAGCCAAUUAAACGAAAUUGCACUCAUUUUAAACCAUUUUAACGGCGGUAUCAAUGUGAUUCAAAGUUUCAUUAAUCAACAUGAAUACUUCAUUGAUACGGCUCAGAUUGAUUUAGAUGUUCACAACCAGAUUUUGUUAGAGGAGGAAUUUAAGGAAAAAUUGAUUGCCCCUGAUAGACAUGGUGUCAUUUAUGAAAAGAACAUGGUUGCACAUUUAAGUGAUAUUGAGACUGUUAUUAAAAAUGAAUCUAAAGUGGUGAAACGUGUGUUUGAGGAAAGAUCACUUCUUGUAAUGCAAAAAUUCAUGCAAAGAAUCUUUGCUCAAAAGAUUGAAGGUAGGGUUGAUUUUCUUUUGUCCAUUGCAGGCUCUCUUUCCAGUCUGGCAUACGUGAGAAUGUUACACGCUCUAUACUCCUUAUUGGGACAAUUCGUUAAGGAUCUGUCAGAAUUCUUCCAAAUUCAAGAGAUCGAUAGAGAUGGUGUAUUAUCUACUACUGUGGAACAAUGUUAUUCAGAACUAUUUUCCAAAUACUUAUACGAUAAAUCCAGAUAUUUUGAUAUUGAAAAGCGCAGUUUAGAAUCGAUUCUCAUCGAAAAGACCACAAAUUUCAAUUUCUUACACGAUAAAGAUAUACGCUCAAGACCAUUAGCGAGUAAAUUGAACAACAAUUUGGAAAAUGGAUUUGUUCUACAGGAAUUUGGUUCCUCUUCUAAGAAUAGAUUUUUACAGCUCAACAAUUUCUUCAAAAGUAGUGUGGAUAAACAACGUUUAACGUUUGGUCGUCACAACUCUCUAAAAUAUUCAUCAACUCCACCUUCUAGUGAUGCCUCUAACCCAGAAUUAGACGCCGCAACUGGUGAAGCCGAAGGUUUCAGUCUGCAGGAGGCAGACGAAAUGUUAAAGUGUGUGGUAGAAUCGAUCGCCAGAAUAAUGGAACUGGUUCCUAGCAAAUCUGGUGCUUACAUCUACGAAAUUUUAGAAGUUAUGCUUACAGGUAUUGUUGGUUCUUAUGUGGAGACAGCUCUGGAAUUAUCUUAUUCAAGAGCUACAAGAAUUGACGUCAAUAAUUCUUCUGAAAUCGGUUUGUCUUUCAUGAGAUACAUCUCAAUGAGUACGGAAAUAUUAAGUUUAACAUCAGCUUCAGUGAAAGCAGUGUUUUUACCACUGCUAAACAAUGUACCCUCCAUCAAAAAACAAAUAAUUGAUAUUACAAACACUCAGAUAAGAAGAUGUGAACUACUCAUUAAUAUUAUUCUAGAGGAGGUUACAAGGAUAUUUUUGAAUAAAUUUAACAAUUCACUUUCUAAACAAAAGAAGAGAGAUUUUUCACCCAAAUCGCAAGAUUUAUUAGACCAAGACACUUUGCCAGCAAUUGAAAUUGUAACAGUUCUAAAUUCUCUCCAUAUACAGGCUGCCUUAUAUUUGAAAGCUAAAAAUUUGGAACUAUUUUUAAACAAAAUUGGUGAGGGUCUUUACGAAUUAUUGUUAAAUCAUUAUGGGAAAUUCCAAGUCAAUUCCAUAGGAGGUAUUAUUGUUACAAAGGACAUUAUUGGUUAUCAAACUGCUAUAGAAGACUGGGGAAUUUCAUCAUUGUAUGAAAAAUUUGCCGCCCUUAGAGAACUUGCCAAUCUAUUUACUGUACAGCCCGAUCUACUGGAUUCAUUGACUAAAGAGGGCCAUUUGGCAGAUGUGAACAGAGACAUUAUUUCUAACUACAUUUCUCGAAGGGAAGAUUUCAAUCACGAAAAAUUCAUGGGCAGUGUAAGGCUAAAUCUAAGGCAAUACACAUGA
Zygosaccharomyces rouxii is the source of this 2490-nucleotide messenger RNA. RefSeq names its product exocyst subunit SEC10 (gene SEC10). Gene Ontology annotation, cellular component: cytoplasm; exocyst. The transcript has a single exon. The coding region runs from base 1 to 2490 and encodes 829 amino acids. Gene Ontology annotation, biological process: Golgi to plasma membrane transport; exocytosis. NCBI's taxonomy places the organism in Eukaryota, Fungi, Ascomycota, Saccharomycetes, Saccharomycetales, Saccharomycetaceae. The record is from RefSeq and is a predicted model, not a curated record.